AUGGCGCUGCGCGGGGUGCGGGUGCUGGAGCUGGCGGGCCUGGCGCCGGCCCCGCUCUGCGGCCAGAUCCUGGCCGACUUUGGCGCCCAGGUGGUGCGGGUGGACCGCUUCAGAAGCGCGGCCAUCCACGCGGACGUGCAAGGCCGGGGCAAGCGCUCGCUGGCGCUGGACCUGAAGCAGCCUCGGGGCGCCGAGACGCUGACGAGGCUCUGCCAGAAGGCGGACGUGCUUCUCGAGCCCUUCCGACCAGGUGUCAUGGAAAAUCUUAAUCUUGGUCCAGACGUUCUCCUUAAAAAUAAUCCCAGACUCAUUUAUGCUAGGCUAACUGGAUUUGGCAAUUCAGGAGCCUAUAGCAAGAUGGCAGGUCAUGAUAUCAAUUAUUUGGCUGUGUCAGGUGUGUUAUCGAGACUUGGCAGAAAAGAUGAAAAUCCUUACGCCCCUGUCAAUCUUCUGGCUGAUUUUGCUGGAGGUGGUGUCAUGUGUGCACUGGGCAUAAUUAUAGCACUCUAUGAACGUACAAAAUCUGGUAAAGGGCAAGUCAUUGAUGCAAGUAUGGUAGAAGGUGCAGCAUACCUAAGUUCUUUCCUGUGGAAGUCGCAAAACUUGGGCCUUUGGAACAGACCGCGAGGGGAAAACCUGCUGGAUAGUGGAGCCCCUUUUUAUGAAACAUACAAGACCUCAGAUGGGAAAUUCAUGGCUGUUGGAGCUCUUGAGCCACAGUUCUAUAAGCAGCUAAUCAGUGGUCUGGGGCUAGAUUCUGAUAAACUUCCCGAUCAGUAUGAUUUUUCUGGCUGGCCUGAAAUGAAGAGGAGGUUUACUGAUCUGUUCUCAAAGAAAACCCAAGCAGAAUGGUGUGAAAUCUUUGACUACACGGACGCCUGUGUGACGCCGGUUUUGUCUUUUGAUGAUGUCGUCUCGCAUCCGCACAACAAAGAACGUGGGACUUUCCUUAAAAAUGACCAGGAAGAGAUAAGUCCUAGACCUUCUCCACUUCUUUCCAGGACCCCGGCUACCCCUUCUACCCGAAGGGAUCCGUUUAUAGGAGAGCACACUGAAGAGAUUCUCUUAGAUUCUGGUUUUUCUAAGGAAGAGAUCGCACAGCUUAAAGCUCUCAAAGUAAUUGAAUCCAAUAAGCCAAAGGCUAACUUAUAAAUCUACAGAAACCAGGGGUCCAAGACUGCCCAAUGGUAUUUUUUAUCUUCUGCUACCCAUGGGUGCUGUGAACUCAAGAAGGGAGAGUUAUGGACAGAACCAUUUAGCAGUUUAAAUGAUUUUGGAAAAAGAUAUUACUCCAGCGUGGAGUUGGAUAUUUGCAGAUUACUACGGCUAAUUUAUACUUUCGGAAAAGCUGGCAUUGGGCAAGAGACGUAUUGCUGGCCUCCUACUGCUUUACCAGUAGCCACUAAGAACCAUACAUUUAGGAGAUGGAAGUGGACAUCACAAAUCAGAUUAACUCUAUGCUGAUUUGUGUGGGUCGUAAUGCAGAUGAUUUCGAAGGGUAACCGUGUUGAUCUGCAGUAGAACCGCUGUAUUUGGGUCCACUGACUUCUAGGCUGGCCACUGGUGUGAACAGACUGUUAGACUUGUUGGGCCUUUGGUCUGAUCCAGCAUGGCUCUUCUUAUGUUCAGUAGCACUUUAGAGACCAAAGAUUUUUGGGUUAUAACCUUUGGAGAGUCAAAACUCCUUUUGUCAGGUACUGACGAAGGGAGCUUUGACUCUUGAAAGCUUAUACCCUGAAAAUCAUGUUGGUCUGUAAAGUGUUACUGGACUCAUAUCUAGCUGGUCGUAAUGCAGUACACUAAGACCCAGCAAAAGCCUUGCUUGUGCUGAUGUAUUGUAGGAUGGUUGGUUUCUUUCAAACAGUCCCAGUUAAAGUUAUAGCCUUCAGAGCCCAUUGACUCUGCUCAGGAUUGCAUGGUCUAUUAACCAUAUGAAGAAACUAUUUUUUUAAAAAAAAGAAAACUAGACAAAUUUAGGCUGCAACACAAUGGUAUAAUAUGUAGAAUUAAUGUCUGAAAUAACCAUUUGAACGGAUGCGUAUUACCUUUUAGAUUGUAGCACCAAAGCCCUAGACAUAUUUUCAAAAAGACCUUAGUUUUUGCUCCCAAUGCUAAGAAUUUUAAGUUUUCAUAGCUUUGUUCAGUAGGCAUGCUCUAGGGGGAAUGUUCCACAGUGUCCGUAGUUUUAAGGCAUUGGGCCUGUGAAGAAGAAGAAAAACAGUGGACUUGUUUUACGAUCCCAAAACAGAAGGCACAAGUGCCUGCAUCAGUUGUUGAAGGAAUGUGAGUAGUUCUGCAGAACAACCACAAAAACCCCCACCCACCCUAUUUUUAAUUUCAAAUGUAUAAAAUUGUAUUGUCCAGAAAAAUAGCUUCUUUUUGCACUGCUGUUAGCCAUCCUGUCAGAAUUUUAUUGAUAUCCUUCAUAAUUUGGAUAGAUGAUUCGACUCUGUAUUGUUUUGGUUAGCGGCGUCAGUGGGAAGCCUUGGGUUUGAUUAAGGCUAUUUUGUUUUAAUUUGGAGCCCACCCUUUGUUAUAUAACUUUUACUAUGGCAUAGCUAAAAACAAAUCAACUUUUGAACUGAUGUAACUGAAAGGUCUACAAAUUAAGUUUUAUAAAGGUAUUCAGUGGUUUUCAUAAAAUGUGUUAAAAGCAUUUUUUCUAAAUCUUACUAAUAA
Molecule: messenger RNA, 2679 nt
Organism: Gekko japonicus
Lineage: Eukaryota; Metazoa; Chordata; Lepidosauria; Squamata; Gekkonidae
Gene: AMACR
Product: alpha-methylacyl-CoA racemase
Exons: 5
Coding region: 1-1152 (383 amino acids)
Biological process (GO): bile acid metabolic process
Cellular component (GO): mitochondrion
Molecular function (GO): alpha-methylacyl-CoA racemase activity
Source: RefSeq, a predicted model, not a curated record